This is a messenger RNA of Exophiala spinifera, 2532 nucleotides long. RefSeq lists its product as uncharacterized. The transcript has 2 exons. Gene Ontology annotation, cellular component: mitochondrion. Gene Ontology annotation, biological process: carnitine metabolic process. The coding region runs from base 1 to 2532 and encodes 843 amino acids. NCBI's taxonomy places the organism in Eukaryota, Fungi, Ascomycota, Eurotiomycetes, Chaetothyriales, Herpotrichiellaceae. The record is from RefSeq and is a predicted model, not a curated record. Gene Ontology annotation, molecular function: carnitine O-acetyltransferase activity.
AUGCCUGUCUCUAUCGCAGGAACCAGAUAUUUCUCCCAACCAACCUCAAUUGGUGACACAUUGAGCAAAACCUCGCUGAAAGCUGCCGCCAACGACAUGGGUGCCGAACAUGUGGAACGGGCCCUCGAGGCCGCAAAAGAAGUCAAGGACUCAUACACCAAACAAGAGAAGGAGCCGAUUUCGGCACCGACACUCCCAAAGGACCACCUCAAACAAGGCAUCACCUUCGCGGCACAAGACAAGCUUCCGAAGCUGCCAAUCCCUGACCUUGACGCGACAAUGAAGAAGUAUCUCGAGGCUUUGGCGCCCCUCCAAACGUCGCAAGAGCAUAACGAAACGAGGGCAGCCGUCCGUGAUUUCCUCGAGAACGAAGGGAGGGAUCUGCAGGACCGACUGAAAAAGUAUGCCACCGGCAAGACAAGUUAUAUUGAGCAGUUCUGGUACGAUUCGUAUCUGAAUUAUGAUAACCCCGUCGUCCUCAAUCUGAACCCCUUUUUCCUUCUGGAGGAUGAUCCAACGCCGGCGCGUAACAAUCAAGUCACCCGAGCUGCCUCUCUCGUCAUCUCUGCCCUUUGCUUCGUAAGGGCAGUACGUAAGGAGGAGCUGCCUCCCGAUACCCUGAGAGGUACACCUUUGGAUAUGUACCAGUACUCUCGCCUUUUUGGUACUGCACGGGUCCCCACGGACAGCGGUUGCAUCAUUGGACAGGAUUCAGAGUCUAAACAUGUCGUGGUCAUGUGUCGAGGGCAAUUCUACUGGUUCGACGUGUUGGACGACAAUCACGACAUCAUAAUGACUGAGAAGGACCUCGCGAUCAAUCUGCAGGUCAUUGUCAAUGACGCCGAAGAGAUUCCUAUCCAAGAAGCUGCCCGCGGAGCGCUUGGGGUGCUAAGUACCGAGAACAGAAAGGUUUGGUCAGGGCUGAGAGACCUCCUGACGAGAGACGAAGGGUCGAACAACGCAGACUGUCUUUCCAUUGUCGACUCUGCCUUGUUCGUGAUCUGCCUUGAUUACACUGAACCUGCUGAUGUGUCACAAUUGUGUGGAAACAUGCUCUGCGGCACCAACGAAGUCGUCCGGGGUGUUCAAGUCGGCACGUGUACCAAUCGAUGGUAUGACAAACUCCAAAUCAUUGUCUGCAAGAACGGGAGCGCAGGUAUCAAUUUUGAGCACACGGGCGUGGACGGCCACACUGUCCUCCGCUUCGCUAGCGAUGUCUACACUGACACGAUUCUUCGAUAUGCAAAGUCUAUCAAUGGACAAGCACCCACCUUGUGGACUUCGCAAAGCCCUGACCCCUCGAAGCGUGACCCGGAGAGCUUUGGUGAUGUCAAAACCACUCCCCACAAAUUGGAAUGGGACAUGACUCCGGAGCUGUCAAUUGCCCUUAGGUUUGCAGAAACACGGUUGGCUGAUCUUAUCAACCAAAAUGAAUUUCAGACCCUAGAUUUCUCGGGCUACGGCAAGAACUUCAUCACUUCCAUGGGCUUCUCGCCGGAUGCUUUUGUGCAGAUGGCCUUCCAAGCAGCAUAUUAUGGUCUUUAUGGACGAGUGGAGAACACCUACGAGCCCGCCAUGACCAAAAUGUAUUUCCAUGGUCGAACAGAGGCGAUUCGCUCCGUCACCCCUGAGAGCGUUGAAUUCGUCAAGACCUUCUGGGCGGAUAAUACGCCGCAGAAGAAGAUCGACGCCCUCAAAAGUGCAUGCCAAAAGCACACGGCAAUCACAAAGGAAUCGAGCAAAGCCCAAGGUCAAGAUCGCCAUCUAUAUGCUCUGUAUUGUGUCUGGCAGCGCAAGAUGAACGAUGAGGGAGCAGAGGUUGCAAGCAACGCCGGCUUCAGUUCGAACGGCUAUUCGAGCCCGACAGACCUGAGCGACGCGGGAAGCCCUAAACGACUAGAAGACCCGCCAAUAAGCCCGACUCGCUCCCAGGCUGGUACCGAGUCUAGUCGCUCUCCCGCCCCUGCUCUGCACCAGAUGCCUGCGCUCUUCAGUGAUGCUGGAUGGGAGAAGAUUAAUAAUACAAUCCUCAGCACGUCGAACUGCGGAAAUCCCUCCCUGCGCCACUUUGGGUUUGGCCCCGUCUCGGGUGAUGGUUUUGGCAUAGGUUAUAUCAUCAAGGAAGACUCUAUAUCGGUAUGUGCAAGCAGCAAGCAUCGCCAAACACGACGAUUUGUAGACAGCCUCGAAUCCUACCUAAACGAGAUUCGACGUUUGUUGAAGGCGACGCGACCGAGAGCCAUCUCUGCCGGUAAAUUGACAAGAGCCAGAGAAGCAGAGGAAGUCGGUAAGGACGGUCGCCUGAAGUCUCGAGGCCGUGCCAUCAAAGCCGAAGCCACGAGGGUGGAUGGAACCCAGACGCCUGCUAGCAUGGAAACUGCCGAGGUGGAGGAUGACGGUUUGGGUGGAUACGGCUUCUUCGACGCCGGUAUGUUGUUGCAAGCGCUCAAAAAGGAACCCCCGAAACCUGCAGAGCAGCUGGCCCAAAAGAAGAGGACGGUGGGAAAGAAGCUAGCCUUGACGGAAUAUUGA